Priceomyces carsonii is the source of this 3564-nucleotide messenger RNA. RefSeq lists its product as uncharacterized. The transcript is spliced from 5 exons. The record is from RefSeq and is a predicted model, not a curated record. Bases 1 to 3564 code for a protein of 1187 amino acids. Lineage: Eukaryota; Fungi; Ascomycota; Pichiomycetes; Serinales; Debaryomycetaceae.
AUGGACGCAGGGACAGCUGCUGCGUCGACGCAGAAAGGGAGGCUAAGACAACAGCUUUUGAGUGAGAACCAAGACAUAAACAUGGUAAACAACUUGAGACCAGAAAUGCAGCCUAUGCAACAGUUCCAACAGCAAAGCUAUGGUGGCUACAAUGGCUAUGAUAUGAUGGGAGUUGCACCUGUAGUAGCUACUCCGGUUUCGGAGGGAAGGAAAGGAUCCAUCACGACAACUGGAAUGCAAAAGUUUUUUAAGAGGAACAAGUCAGGGGGACAAGAUUUCAACGAUGACUUUGGAGCAGAUGUCCAGGAUAUAACGCAUAACAGUAACUUGUCUUUCGACGACAUAUCUCAUAUUAGAAAUAGGGGACCUUAUGGAAUGACUGGUACUUCGACAUUAGAUACCACACCUAUAAUACCAACGAUUGGUCCAGGUACUCCUGGAAAACCAACAACGAGCAAUAUUCAAUACAGAAAGCAAAUGAACCAAAGUAAAAAGAUGGCGAUGAUGUCUGGGGCAAGGGCAAUGUCAUUAGCGGGAGGUAAUCCCAUGCAAUCACAAGGAUAUCAAGCUGAUCCGAGAACCAUGUCUUUAAGUUCGAAUGGAAUGGCCCUGGAUCCUAGGACAAUGUCCUUGAGCUCAAAUGGAACACCGGCACCAAGAGCGAUGUCUUUAAAUAAUAGGCCGAUGGGUAACUUCAAUUACGCUGCUGGACCGCCAAAUGGUCCCAGAAUGAUGUCUAUGCGGAACAAUGGUGGAUAUGGAGUUCCUGCUGCUGCGAAUCAAACUAUUCCACCGGGACCUCGGGCUAUGUCUUUAGCAGGGCCUCAACCAGAUCCUAGAGCCAUGUCUUUAUCAAACAAUAAUUAUCAGUUUGCAUCACAAGGGUCUAGGGCCAUGUCUUUGGCAGGGCGACCCCAGCCAGAUCCCAGAACUAUGUCGUUAUCAAAUAAUGGUUCUCAGUUUGCACCACAAGGACCUAGGACCAUGUCUUUGGCGGGAGGUCCCCAACAAGGCCCCCAAGGUCCUAGGACCAUGUCUCUAUCAAAUGGCACUUCUAAUUUCCGUCCUAUGAAUAAUCAGUAUCACUUAGCUAUGCGUCCGCCUCAAUCUCAUCAAUUUCAGCAACAAGGAUAUCAAUAUAAUAGUAGUCUGCUGGAGAACAUGCAGUUUCCUAAAGGCUCUCAUCCGAGCUCAAAUGAUUCUCUUAUGAAUGUCGUCGAGGAAGAUGAAGAAAAUACGAUAUCUAGAAAUAACCUGCAAAAGCAUAAAGAUUUCGAACACACAUCGUCUUCCGCCUUUGAUGAGCAAGAUGAAGAUGACGUUGUUUACAAAUUUGAUCAAGACGAAUCAGAAUCACUUUCUAGGAAAUCGACGAUUAAAAAGUCUAACUCAAUGAGGUUAAGAAAAUUGAACCUAUUCAAUCAAGGUGACGAGUCUGAAGAAUUCGGGACUAAUGAACAAAGAUAUUCACCACAACGCAAGGCUGUUGACGGACUGGGAACUAAUGUAUCUCCACUGUUCAAUUUGACAAGGCUGAACAUGAAUAGAGAAUCCAUAGUUAACAAUGAGGUCGAUUACAAUGAAAUGUUAGAGCAGCGUGAGAAAUUUAAAUCAUUGGGCGCUACUGCAGGUGCGAACAACUCUAAUGCAACUACUUUAACGAAGGAUGUAUUCCUUACUGCAUCGGAAUUUUUAUCACCCGAGAAGAGGUCACAGUUAAAAGAAUCGCCCUUGAAGACUUAUUCUCCUAUGAAGAAUGAUCGUGUUAGGGAGGAUGAAUAUGAAAAUGAAAAUGACACUUCGACAUUAAAAGGUAGGGGAUCGCCUGUUGCGGAAGAACAAAGGCCGAUACCAUUCACAAGCAAGCCCUUACCAAAGCAACCUUCUAUCAGAUCUUUAACGGCUAAUACUGCAUUUGAUAAUUUUAGAACUGAUUCAUCUAUACGAAGCCCUCAUGUAAAGAGGUUUGAAGAGUCACAAGGCUCUGUUAAUAAAUCACUGGUCUACGAUUCCGACGACAGCGAAAAUGAAAAGGAAGUCAACCUCGGGGCGGAAACAUAUCAAGAAGAACUUGAAAGUCGACACGAACAACACCAGGAACAGUUUGAUUCGACUAGCCUGUAUAGCGAAAAGUCUCUGGUGGUAAUAGAGGAUCCAAUGGCGCAUUUUAGUACACGUGAGUCUCUUUCGAAUCGCCUUUCAUCUGAUAAGAGUGCUUUAACUAAUUCUCGAGAGAACUAUUCAUCACCUCUGACUUCAAAUACUUCCAAGUUUUCGAAUAAUUACAAUGAAGGAUUAGGGAACAACUUUGCUCGUAAGGAGGAGCAUAUACCGUUCAACAAUUAUAGUGUGAUUCCAAAUAAUAGGCAAGUUCAAAGUACUGUCAGUAAUUCAAGAGUUCCCAAUGCAAAAAGAAGCUCUCUUGCAUCAGAGCUUAACUCACAAAAGAAAGAUAGACAUUCAAGGAGCUUUUCACUUACUAAUAAAUCUAAAGAUAUAUUUAAAAGAUUAUCAAAAUCAAGCAGGAGAGCAAGCGCUUCGAAUGAGAGUAAAAAUAACGCGUUCCCUGAUGAUUCAUCCAGUGGACUGAGGAGAAGCUCAUUUAUGAAUAAAUCUACUGUACUGCAACUGAUAGAUAAAGGUCGUAGGUCUUCGGGAGGACAGUUUCCCCCUCUGACCCCGAGUUCGACUUCACCCCUAAAAUUUAGUAAGGAUGAGAUGGCAAUAAUGAGUUGUAACAAUGAUUUGUUACACGAAUUACAGCUUGUCACUACAGAAUUAGCAUCUUCGAUAAAGAGAGAAUUAACUCUUGAGAGUCAACUCAAGAAUAAUUCUCCUCAUCUGACCUCCCUCGAAGCUUCACAAUAUGAAGUUAUAGAAAAACUGAGAAUUAUCGCCGACUUACAAGAUAAACUUAACAAGGAAAGACGGCUUCGUUUCAUAAGUGAGGAACAUGCAUUAUUGUUAGAAAAUGGACAGUCUCCUAGCCCUCUAAAAUUGAAUUAUGAAAAGACUGAAAUAUACAAGCAACUUUUGUUCAAAAAUGAUCUUGUGAACCAAUUACAAGACAAAUUGGACGAAUACGAAUCUGGUUCGAGAGAAAAAGACAAUUCAUUGUGGGACAAGUAUAAUGAGCUCUUAAAGGAAAACACUGAAUUAAAGCUCGAAGUUAUCCCUCAAAUGGAAAAGAAGUUCUCAUCUAGACUUCAACAAGUUACUCAAUCCACAUCUAAUAGAGAACUCUCACUAGUUGACAACUCGUUAGAGUAUCAAAAUGAUGAGUACCAAGGAGAAGUUAUGACUUUGAAAAAUCAGAGGGAUGAGUUACGAGAAGCAGUUACGAAGUUAAAUGCAAGUCAUAAUUAUGAAAUGAAACUCGCUAAUGAUAAGCUAGCAUCGUUGAAUAAUAAAUUACAGAGCAUGAAAGUCAUAAACGAAAAGUUAAGUAAAAGAAUAGAAAGUGGAGAGAAAAAAUCUAAGACAUCAUCUACUCUUUUUAAUAAAGGAGGAAAACUACAAGGAUUUCAUAUUAUUAAUCCAAAUCGUACACUUAGUGACGAUUAA